CGUCACUCGCGCCCCAGCCGGGUAGCCAAUCCGCAGCUGGCCCAGCUGUUGCCCUGGACGCUCUGACUGUUAGGCCAGCGCUUGCACGGGAAGGGCAGAGACCCAGCCUGGCUGUCCUGGUCCCAGGAUUCUCCAGGGUCGCCCUGCCACGCGCGCAGAGACACCGCCAGAUUCCAUGAGCUCCCAACAUGAACCGAAAGAAAUUGCAGAAGUUGACGGACAACUUAACUAAAAAUUGCAAGCACUUUAAUAGAUCUGAAGUGACAUGUCUCAUAAAGCUUUUCUAUAACUUGGUUGGAGAUGUAGCAGAGCGACCAGUUGCAGUUGUUGGACUAGAUCGUAACGCAUUUCGGAACAUCCUACAUGUAACAUUUGGAAUGACAGAUGACAUGAUUAUGGACAGAGUAUUCCGAACUUUUGAUAAAGACAAUGACGGCUGUAUAAAUGUAUCGGAGUGGGUUAAUGGAUUAACAGUGUUUCUUCGAGGAUCCUUAGAUGAAAAAACGAAAUAUUGCUUUGAAGUAUUUGACUUGAAUGGGGACGGCUUCAUUUCAAAGGAGGAAAUGUUCCACAUGUUGAAGAACAGCCUUCUGAAACAGCCAUCAGAGGAAGACCCAGAUGAAGGAAUUAAAGAUUUGGUUGAAAUAACACUUAAGAAAAUGGAUUAUGACCAUGAUGGGAAGCUAUCUUUUGCAGACUAUGAAAAAGCUGUGAGAGAAGAGACUCUUCUGUUGGAAGCCUUUGGACCAUGUCUACCUGAUCCAAAGAGUCAGAUGGAGUUUGAAAGCCAAGUAUUCAAAGAUCCAACUGAUUUCAGUGAUAUGUGAAUUCUAAAUGCGCAUUGUUUGAAGUGAGUACUAAAGAAGGUACAUCUGUAGUUUAUUUUUUUCUACUUAGCUCAGAAAUAUGGUGUUGAAUUGUGCAUCUGGGGGUGGUGAUGGGGCUCACUUCCAUAUAUCACUUAACUCUGGUAUAAGGUGCAAGUAAAGCAGAGUAGAUAGUAGACGACAAGUUUCUUGUUAGAGGGGAUCUUUCUAACAAACAUUAAUAUUUCCAAUAUUAGUUUAGUUGGGUUGGGUAUGAUUAGUUAACAUUCCUAGAUAUAUUUUCUCAUAUAGACUAUCUUUUCAAGAACAUAACUGUUGUAAAAUAUCUGGAUUCAUUAAAUUAAUGGACAGAUUAUGUAAUUAUCAAUUAUGAAUACAAAUAUUCUUCAUGUCAGAAAGAGGUUAGGUAUACUUUGAAAACUCAUUGAAACUACUGAAUUUCCUUUGGAGAAGGUUGGCAUCAAAAAUAAUACUUGCAUUUAGCACCUAAACACACUUCUGACAGGAACUAGGGCAGAUUUAGAGAAAUGAAAGUUAUACUGAGGCUUUUUAAUAUGAUUUAUGUGGUUGUGUGAGGCUUUGCUUAAUCAUUUUACCAGCUUGUAAGUGUCAAGGGCAGGGAUUUUAUCCUCACACAUCUUUAUGUCUGCCAUAGCAGUUAGUCUUCUGCAUUUCGUGGGCCCUCUAUAGGUGCUGUCCAUUGGAUUGAAAGCUGAAUAUCACUGCAACAUAAGUACAGACUUACGGUGACCAGAGAAAGAGGAACAGGUUCUGUUUCUUAACCUUAAUGGCUAAUGAAUGGGCAGUUUUCAGUUAAUUUUGGAGUCAUUCACCUUCGAUGCCUUUGGGUGUCAAAGUCCUCCUCCCCUCUGUUCUCAGUGUCUCUCCACCCUAACCCUCCUCAGGGUCCCCUGGAACUGCCUGACUGCAUUGCAGUGUCAUAGUCCCCCACGGCCUGGAUUCCUCUUCUGAAUGUCCUCAUCAGGGAUAGUAUAUAUUUUGUGCUAAGUGUGUCCACCAGCUGUAAACUCCAGAAGACACAUCUUCCUUCUCCCUUUAGCUAUCCUGCAGCAGAUGCUUGUGGGCAUUAUAAGCAGGAGAAAGACAGGGCCUAGUUAGCUUUAUGUGAGCUCCUUUCUAACACAUGUAAGCAGCUGAGAGAAAUAGACAUGAUAUCUGCUGUCAUUUAGAUUUUGUUACUACACAUGCACUAUUAAAUGUAAACAAAUAAGUAUAUUCUGUGAAAAACUGGGCUGUUAAUAAUGAAUAGAAUAAGCAAUUCUGUGAAAUAAAAAUAUUUCACUGUGUAUUUUCUAAAAAAUUUAGCUGCUUGUAUAGAUGGGAUUUGACACAAUUCUUCUAUUUGCAGUUGGUAUAAAUAAUACAUCACACAGUGUUUUAAAUUUUCCACCUUUGCUUUUAAUUAACAAAUAAAAAUUUUGUAUGUUUAA
Ictidomys tridecemlineatus (thirteen-lined ground squirrel) is the source of this 2278-nucleotide messenger RNA. RefSeq names its product calaxin (gene Clxn). Gene Ontology annotation, molecular function: calcium ion binding. The record is from RefSeq and is a predicted model, not a curated record. NCBI's taxonomy places the organism in Eukaryota, Metazoa, Chordata, Mammalia, Rodentia, Sciuridae.